AUGAACGACUUUUUGGUCAGGUGCUUUCAGAGGUCAAACAUACCCACGAUUAAAGAACCCACGGGUCUUAUGGAGGAAGGUAGUCUCAGGCCCGAUGGGUAUACUAUUUCACCAUGGGCGCAGGGACGUUCCCUUGCUUGGGAUGUUACGUUCCCUCACACCAUGCCUGAAAGAAAUUUUAUUUUCUCCUCCAACGGGGGUAGUGAUGUUCCAGUGGAGGCGCCGAAGACUGGAGCUUUUAAAGACCUGUCUGAAAAUGCUGACACUCACGCGGUGCUGAACUGUUUGCUUCAACAUGUUAAAGGUUGUAAUUUUAUACUAAUUUUUUUGGCUAAAUUGCCCGGAUUCUUCUAUAAGUUUCACAACAUAGCAUUGAAUGCGGAGAAGAGCGCAAUCUUCUUGCCACUGAUACUUCUCACAAUGUUUAACAACACCGUUCCCAGACCUUUGGUUGAACUCUAUGAAACUUAUGUAAAUGGAAAUGAACUACUUGUAGAAAUCAGUGAUUGCAUUGUUGCUGAAACCUGA
This is a messenger RNA of Helobdella robusta, 528 nucleotides long. RefSeq lists its product as hypothetical. The record is from RefSeq and is a predicted model, not a curated record. Lineage: Eukaryota; Metazoa; Annelida; Clitellata; Rhynchobdellida; Glossiphoniidae. The transcript is spliced from 4 exons. Bases 1 to 528 code for a protein of 175 amino acids.